Diatraea saccharalis (sugarcane borer) is the source of this 1476-nucleotide messenger RNA. The record is from the annotation of a GenBank genome assembly. NCBI's taxonomy places the organism in Eukaryota, Metazoa, Arthropoda, Insecta, Lepidoptera, Crambidae.
AUGAACAGGUGCUGGUGCUGGGACUUGGAAAAGAAAUUUCCAGAAUAUGGUGACUUCAAAAUAGCAGAGAAUAUAUUGCAUCUUAUAAACAACCAAGGGAUGGUGUGGAUGGGCAUGUUUUUUUCUCCUGGCUUGGUCGUAUUGAACGUUGUCAAGUUGAUGAUCAUGAUGUAUCUUCGGUCUUGGGCUGUAAUGACUUGUAAUGUACCACACGAAGUUGUCUUCAGAGUAUCUAAAAGCAACAAUUUCUACUUGGCACUCUUACUUACUAUGCUUUUUCUGUGUGUGUUACCUGUUGGAUAUACUAUUGUUUGGGUAAAACCAUCGUGGCACUGUGGACCAUUCUCUGAAUACGAUAAAAUUUUCCAUAUAUUGACAAAUAACAUUUACAAAAUUCUACCAAAAUCAUUAAAUUUUGCAUUGGAAUACGCAGCUUCACCAGCAAUAGUUAUACCAUUACUUGUACUACUAAUACUUAUAAUAUACUAUCUUACAUCAUUGACAAAUUCUUUGAGAGAGGCUAAUAAUGAUCUCAAGAUACAACUGCGACGUGAAAGGACAGAAGAGAGGCGAAAAAUGUUUCAACUGGCUGAUACCAGGCGGCGAGGUGGCUCAUCAGCAAUGGAUAACACUCCUUUUGCGAGAUGGAAAAAAGCUUUGCCAUCUCUACCUAUAAGUAAAUCUAUAGACUCCGAUGAGCGUAAAACAGUAACUGGUGAAGAUUCUACAGAACCUUCAAAAGCAACCAAGAAAAAAGGUGGAAUAUUCGCAAAAAUAGUAAGCAUGGCACUUGACAAAAAACCAGAAGUGGAAACAGUGCCCGAGGUUAUAAAUAUAUCACAAUCCUCCAACAAUGUAGAUGAUGAUACUGACACAUGUUUCCAUGAAACCCUCCCUAAAGAAGUAUUGAAAAUAAAAGACAUUAUAUUUAAAAGUGCAGAAAAUAAGAAAAAGAACAAUGUUGAAUUCAAAACACAUAGUGACGAAAAUAAUAAAGUUACUAAUACCAAAAUUGUAAAGCUAAAAUUCCAAAAACUUGAUGACCAUGCUGAGAGAAAUGUCGCAGAAGAAAGACAAGAUCCUGUUAAACAAAACCUAGAAAGUGACCCACCUGAAGAAAUUACAAAAGUACAUAAGAAAUUUGAUAAAAAACAAACGUCAGAGUCCAGUACACAAUCAAAGCAAUCAGAUUCUAUUGGUUCAGUUAUACCAGUAAUCAAAAUUAGUAUCACAGAAAGCGAUGAAGAAGAGAAGCAAAAUAAACAAGCAAAAAUAAAUACCGAAAAAGAACCGUCGCAAUAUAAACCAGACACCAAAACAUCGGAUCCUUCUGUAUCAAGUUUGAAGAAAGUGAAAAAGAGUUGUUCCGAUUUAAAAGCAUUGAGAAGGCAGAGCAGUGUUGAUAGUAUCAACGAGCAUAAAAUGCCUAAAGAGAAAAAAUCAGAGGACGGUCAUAAAUAUCAAUAUUCCUUGUAG